CUGGAAGGUAGUGACAUGACACCACCAACAGAGACACGACGAGAGCAAAGUGAUGCCAAAACAUUGGAAUCAGCCAUCGAAUCACUGGAGGUGGUCAUCAAUACUUCCAUCAGACGUCAAUGUUGAUUGAACUGGUCAUCAAUUCUGCAGUUCAUCAGCCAUCAACAUCUGUAUAUCUGGCCCGGCAUGCCCUUCGACAGAGACAGCGGACUGGUGUUUGACGAAAGAACCAUACCAUUACCACGAUGCAGACAUGGAAACAAGCACAACAAGGGCUUUGUCGCGCCCAUCAGACCUGCUUCUGACGGGCCUCGUUCCCUCGUAGACAUGGCCAAAAACACUCUGUUCCGGAACCUGCGCAAGCUCGAUCACACUGCGCUGCAAUAUCUCCCACGAUCGAUGAUAGAACAACUCUGGACGUGGAUCACGGACAGUGCAUGCGACUCUUUGCAUGCUUGGCAAGUCUUUGCCCGCACCGGAAUAUUCGACAAGAAGUGUUCGAGGAGAGAGAUGAUUCUCUGCAUGAAGCCAGAGUGCCUGAUGGAUAUUGCCAGUAGCCCGGAAAUGUCGUGGCUGACGAACCUGACAUUGGGCAGUGUGGACAUGGAUAUGAACUCUGCUCUAUCGAUCUCCCAGAUUCCCAAUAUUCGCACCAUUCACAUACGGGCUUGCCAGUCGGGAAUCUAUCGAAGCCCAUUCACCAACAGAUUGCUGAGAUCUUGGGCGGCAGACGCGACUCAUCGGGGUGCGAUGUCACAGCUCGAGAUGAUCUUCAUCGAAGAUCAGCCCGAAAUCACGACCCAAGCCCUAUGGUACCUCAGCGCCUUCCCCAAACUCCGCAUGUUCACCGUUCGGAAUUGCCGCAUCAACGCGCAGCUUAACGAGUCGCGCAGUGAGAAGUUGAUCUCCGCCCGCCAACGCUUCGCCUGGAAUCUGAAUAGCCCGUACGUCUCUCAGCUGUUGUGUUGCCGUGAGAUGAUACGAGGUAUAUCACCUUACGCGCCAGGUGUAGUGGCACGUACUCGAUCCUGACUGACGUCCGUUGCAGUGGUAUUUUAGCGCGAUUUGACAACAAGCGAUCCUUGUCGUGGGAGGCACUCGUGAACGGUUAUACGAGCAAAUGCAGAACUGAGGGAGACGAUAACCGGCCCGUGAUCGAGGUGGAUGCCGAGGUGAUAUACCAGCCUAUGCGACGUAAAUCCCCAGACAGCGUGCUGUCGUUUGAACGGGAUUGGAAUUGGGAGCCUACAGCAAUGGCUCAGGGAAUGGAACCUGCAACGAAGAGACGCAAAAUCAAGGCUUCUAGCUCCCAAGCAGCGCAGGAACUGAUGUCGGGGGUAAUUUGAGGCAUGUGACCUCUCCUGUUCCAUCCAUUGCGCCUCGACUUGAUCACAAGAAACGCAAAUGGUACUCUCAUGGUGCACGGGCACCGAAUGCAAGCGUCAUCACUUCAGCAGCAGAGUGAGUAUGUUGAGGGCUCGGAGACCUACAUGGACGAUUAUGCUGUACAACAUUGCCUAUAUGCCAAGAAAACACAUGGGCAUCCUCAUAUGCACAUGCACAUGCACAUGCACAAUGCACAAUGCACAGUGCACAGGGAGUACAGUAGAUAGAAAACGAUGGUUGCACCGUUUUAUUCUCCACAGCGCCGGCGCGCCACGGGCCAGGACGAUCUCAUGGAUAAUGCAUACAGUACCUC
Molecule: messenger RNA, 1699 nt
Organism: Sphaerulina musiva SO2202
Lineage: Eukaryota; Fungi; Ascomycota; Dothideomycetes; Mycosphaerellales; Mycosphaerellaceae
Exons: 2
Coding region: 187-1032 (281 amino acids)
Source: RefSeq, a predicted model, not a curated record